AGUUGUCAAAAGUACGUAUGUAUAGUAUUAUCCGUAUGAUCGACACGAGACUAAUAAGUAUCCUCAAUAGUAAACGUGUUCGUGUGUAUUACAACGCAUCUUCUGAAGCAAUAAUAGUGUCACAAGUAUAGUAUCCCACAUAAAACAUAGCCAAGGUCAAUAAGUCUCUGCUCACUAUCCCAAUACUACACGACAAUUUAUCGUUUAUUCUCGGAAGUUAAUACGUUUUUAAAAGAAGUUGUCAUUGCAACAUGGGGUCGCUGCUGCAAUCCCUGCCAUCUUUCAACAAGAAGAAUUUCUCCGCCUAUGACAAAGGUCACAGCAGGGUAGAGUGCAAAAAGGCAAAGACGUAUGUACCGCUGUGUGACACUUCGCCGCAGGAAGGGCAGAUCAUUCACUCGGACCCAACUAACCUGCUAUUAAAGAAGCUGAAUACGCAGUUCCAGAUGACGAGUCUAGUGUCAUCAGAAGAAGAUUCCAGGAAAAGGAAUCUGCAGAGCGCACAGUUAGACUCGGGCGAAGGGUCGUCCGGCACGAAACAUACCAGGGUGGAGUGAAGCGGGUAUGCGAGGAUACCUAUAGACAAAGUGACGCCUGGAGAAUAGGCACCGGCAUGUGCUACGCCGAUGAACGCCUCGGUUGGCUGAUCUCAUACGUUAUAUUAUGCAACGUGUGUGUGUGCACUUCAUUACGGCAUAUUGCGCGAUUUGACUGAUCACGUGGGUCAUAGUGGAAUAGGGUUAAAGGACACGGACUCCACCCAGCUGCUUGAGUGCCGCCAGAUGUUGUUAUGUAGCGGGCAUCCAGUAUGCUGUCGUAGCUAACGUAUCGUUGUUGGAUUUUGCUUCGCUAGCCUGCGACUAUGCAGAAGCGACUCAGCUGCAUACCCUCAUAUAUGGGAUAUCUGCGGAGUGCCUGGCCUGGAUUCCGUUUAAGGCAGUUUGGAGCUUAUUUCAUUUCCCACAAUUAUCCUAAUCGUCAGGAGAGAUAUGGCGUCUGGAGAUUGGGAUCAUGCUAUCGGAGGGGGCCUCCACCGCUACUGGUUGUGGUGUGUCAAUGAACCGAGAUGCGUGCACCAUUCAUCGCCUGUAGAUGAUAUGGAUGCAUGUGUUUACUCAAAUCAAGAAAAUGAAAAAGGUCUGGUCAUGAGCCGGCGUGUAGGAUGUAGAUUUGAGUGAAUGGCGUUACAGAUAUUUCGGUGUGUGUAAGGGUAUCUCGGUCAGUGACUUUCGAUUGGUUAGUGACUUUCGAUUGGCCAGUGACUUUCGGUUCAUACAGAGGCAUACGCUCGACAGUAUUGCUGACAGCGGGAGCGCUAUAGUUGGAUGCGUUUAAACACUACAAAUGUCCGUUGAAUCUGGAGGUUGCAUAAGGGAAUCCUUUGAUACGCAAUAGCGCCGAUUUCAAGGACUGUACUCGCUUGCGGAAAAGACCCACUUGUUGGCAGGCGGCCCUGCAGUCUAUCCCUUAUUAAUGUGCACCACUGAAAAUUGUAGAAUCCUGCACACGCGCACAUACAUUGGGUGUUUAUUGGCACAGAGGUGUAGAUGAGGAAACGCGCUAAAAUGCACUUGCCAUAUAUCGACACAACAAAAUAGUUUACAGCGACAGAUGCCGGAUGUUCACAGUACUAUGCGACAACACCCUGCGCCUUGACCACUGAUAGCUUUUAGCUUAAAACCAGACGGCGGCUGACAGCAAUAUACAGUAUUGCGCUGUGGCUUUCCGUUAAUAUUACUGGCUGUACGUUACGCAUGAACUAAACGAAAGGGUUAUUUAUCGUAACUAUUUUUACGUCUUCACUUUACACGCUUUCACCUUAGAUGUCAUCGGUACUCAGUACACUGAUGCAAGUGCGUAUCUGUGUCAUCACCUGCCUGCACGGAUCAAUACGCUCUUCGUCAAUAGUGCCAUGCCAUUUAACUAAAUAGACAGGCUACAUUGCCUGC
Molecule: messenger RNA, 1949 nt
Organism: Sphaeroforma arctica JP610
Lineage: Eukaryota; Ichthyosporea; Ichthyophonida
Exons: 3
Coding region: 252-557 (101 amino acids)
Biological process (GO): positive regulation of proteasomal ubiquitin-dependent protein catabolic process
Cellular component (GO): Cul4-RING E3 ubiquitin ligase complex
Source: RefSeq, a predicted model, not a curated record